AGCUACUCACCGCAUUCGUUCAAAAGCGGAGCAAUUUUCAAGUGCGCAACCAGUUGAAUUCUUUUGCCAACUUUGAAUUCGCGAAUCGUAGAUAGACUUUGUUUUUGCCAGGACUCUACGUUUGUUUAAUUCAGUGUGCGUGUGCGUGUUGUCCCGUCUCUCUCGCACUGCGUGUGCGUGUGUGUGAGGCGAGCGCGAUUUAAAAAUAAAACGGCAAAUACAUAACAAGAAAAUAUCCAAGAGCAACAGCGGGAGGCUACCAAUACAAACAUCCCGAUACCAGCCAGCCGUGUGUGAUUACACAGUGUUUCUUCCUGGUGUUUGUAUACCAAAGUUUCCUCCUAACCAUACUAAAAUCCAAACCAAAUCAGAAAAACACGAUCUCGUUCGCAUGUAUGCGAUUGCAUUUUAUGGACACAUCCGACUCAUUUGCCUGUCGAAGCCAGCCGGACCUUGAUCGGGCCAAUAGCCUCGAAAAAAACAGUCCCACAACAGAAACUGAGAUCGGGCCAAAAACCAAAUCCCAACCGUUGCACUGAAUACCAUACCCAUUCAGCUGUCACAGCUAAGCAUCAAAAAUCACAAUACCAUCAUCAUAUCCAUCGGGUAGAGCAAGAGCAUGAGCCUGUGGAAGCGCGUCUCCAGUCAUUCCGACUGCGAGCAGCGUAUGGCGGCCUACUACGAAGAGAAGGGCCUGCUCGACCUGCGCCUCUGCUUGGCGCCCUGGAUCGAAGACAGGAUAAUGUCCGAGCAGGUCACACCCAACUCCACCGAGCAACUAGAGCGCGUGUCCCUGAAGUUCAACGAGGACCUGCAGCAGAAGCUACUGUCCACGCGCACCGCCACCGACCAGGCCCUCAAGUUCCGAGUGGUGGAGCUCUGCGCCCUCAUCCAACGCACCUCCGCCGUCGAGCUGUACACCCACCUGCGCAGCGGCCUACAGAAAGAGCUGCAGCUGGUCACCGAGAAAAGCGUGGCUUCUACCACAGGCCAAUCGAUGCCGCUCAAUCCCUAUAAUAUGAACAACUCGCCAAUGGUUACCGGCUAUAUGGACGCCAGUGAUCUGAUGGCGGUGACCAACAGCUGCAGUCCGUCAGUGGUUCAGGGCAUCCACAACGUGCAAAAUACUGGCGGCAUUGCCUCGCCAGCCCUCGGCAUGGCCACACCCAAGGUGGAGCUGUACGAGGUGCAGCACCAGAUCAUGCAGACCCUCAACGAAUUCGGCAACUGCGCCAACGCCCUGAAGCUGCUGGUCCAGAACUACAGCUACAUGUUGAGCUCCACAGCCUCGCCGAACGCGGACGUGGCCUUCAGAAGCCUGAUGGAGGAGAAGGCCACCAUCGUGAUCACAAUGCGUCGCAGCUUUAUGUACUACGAGUCCCUUCACGAGAUGGUCUUACACGAGCUGAAGAACUGGCGCCACCAGCAAGCGCAAGCCGGCAACGGAGCCCCAUUCAAUGAGGGCUCCCUGGACGACAUCCAGCGCUGCUUCGAGUUGCUUGAGACUUUCAUCGCCCACAUGCUGGCUGCCGUUAAGGAGACGAUGCGCGUACGUCUGGUCAGCGACGAACCGGAGCUAACACACCUGCUCGAACAGGUGCAGAACGCGCAAAAGCACCUGGUGUGCUCCGCCUUCAUCGUGGACAAGCAGCCGCCGCAAGUAAUGAAGACCAACACACGCUUUGCGGCCUCUGUGCGCUGGCUCAUUGGCUCCCAGCUGGGCAUCCACAACAAUCCGCCCACAGUAGAGUGCAUCAUCAUGUCAGAGAUCCAAGCGCAACGCUACGUCACCCGCAAUCCGCAGAUGGACAACACCGUGGCCGGGCAAUCGUCGGGCGAGAUACAGAACGCCUCGAGCACCAUGGAGUACCAGCAGAAUAACCAUGUGUUCUCCGCCAGCUUCCGCAACAUGCAGCUGAAGAAGAUCAAGCGGGCAGAGAAGAAGGGCACCGAGAGCGUCAUGGACGAGAAGUUCACCCUGUUCUUCUACACCACCACCACAGUAAACGAUUUCCAGAUCCGCGUGUGGACCCUGUCACUGCCGGUGGUGGUGAUCGUGCACGGCAACCAGGAGCCACAGUCUUGGGCCACCAUUACUUGGGACAACGCGUUCGCGGAGAUUGUGCGCGAUCCCUUCGUAAUCACCGAUCGUGUCACCUGGGCCCAGCUUUCGGUGGCGCUAAACAUUAAGUUCGGAUCUUGCACAGGGCGCUCUUUGACUAUUGAUAACCUGGACUUCCUAUACGAGAAGCUCCAGCGUGAGGAGCGGUCCGAAUACAUUACGUGGAAUCAGUUCUGCAAGGAACCCUUGCCCGAGCGGUCUUUCACCUUCUGGGAAUGGUUCUUUGCCAUCAUGAAACUCACCAAAGAUCACAUGUUGGGCAUGUGGAAGGCUGGUUGCAUCAUGGGCUUCAUUAACAAGGUCAAGGCACAGGAUGAUCUGCUGCGCUCAGUCUGUGGCAUCGGCACCUUCCUGCUUCGCUUCUCCGACAGCGAGCUAGGUGGAGUCACCAUCGCGUAUGUGAACGAAAACGGGCUGGUCACCAUGCUGGCGCCCUGGACAGCACGUGAUUUCCAGGUGCUGAGCCUGGCCGAUCGCAUCCGAGAUCUCGAUGUGCUCUGCUGGCUGCAUCCCAGCGAUCGCAAUUCGUCUCCCGUGAAAAGGGACGCCGCUUUCGGCGAGUUCUACUCGAAGCGUCAAGAACCUGAACCCGUCGUUAUAGAUCCCGUGACUGGAUAUGUGAAGAGCCAAUUGCACGUCCACGUUUGCAGCAACGGGGACAACGGAUCCACUAGUGGAACCCCGCAUCACGUGUCACAACAGGAUGCCAUGCAACUGGGAAAUUUCUCGCCUGAGAGCUUCUGCAAUUACUAUAGCCCUAGCGUAGCACGAACUGAGGAAUCAGAUUCCGAUGCUAGCGAAACGGCCGAGGCCCUAGAGAGAAUCGUAGAACGCGCUUCUCCCGACGAUCCCGUGAUAAAUGAGAUCUAUGAGGCCAUAAUGAUGAGCGGCUCUAGACAUGGUGACUUUGGAAUGGCGGACUUCGAUUCGAUGACAAACUUUGAGGUAUAUAACUAAACUAACUAUGAACCAUGUAGAAGUCUAUGUAUAAACGAAAUCAGAUAAACACCUGAACGUGUGCUGCUAUCUUGGAAGUCCGACGAUGAUGUUUACGCCACCUCAGCGAUUGCAACGAUAUGGCGCAUGAGUCAUUGUGCUAUUCGAAAGUUUUAUUUAAUGUUAUCUAGAUGUAAUUAUUAGACUUGGGAAUGCAUCGUAGUGCAAGGUUUUGUUUGCUUUUGUGAAACGCCAAACCACAAGAACAACAUCAACCACAAUAAGAUCUACAAGAGCAAUGCAUGCAAAUCGCGACACCUCAACACAAACAAACACCUUCAGCACACAAUCAGAAUAUUGUCUAUUUCGUGAUUAUGAACGUGUUUGACUUAUGCAGAACUUAGAAUUUCUGUUUUGUAAAAACCUUUGGAAUGUGUCCGCAUGUUAAUCGUUUUAUAUUUUUAUAUAUACCUUUAUAUAUAUAUAGAUACACAUAUAAUUUUAUUUUUGUACUAAGACGUGUUCGUCUGUGACAAAGCAUUAUGUUUAAAUUAUAUUGACGAGAGAAUCGGUUUAGUUAGUGAGUAACUAUUUGUUGAAUCUAAAUUUUUGAUUUUGAUUUUAAUUUUAAUCGACUAAUUUUAAAAUUUUGAAAUACGAAAUACGAAAUACUUUGCGUGCUAAGCCUAAGUUAAACGAAAGAUGAAAACAAAUCAACGAGUGGAGCAACGCAAGGAAUGUUUGCGUUAAUUUUAGUUUUAAUCUAAGUAACAUUGUGAAAUGCUUUAUGUGAACCCCUCCUCUAUUGGCUUCCAAUGCUGAAAAUGCGCAAAAAUUUAACCAACCCAUGUAUAUUUUUUUUUUAAACAUGUUUAUUUGAGUCAGGGCAAAGUUUGCAAUGCAUUUCAAAUGCGCCAAAUGCGGUUGCCUUUUUAGUCAGUUAUCAGAGACAAGAGAAGCACUCGACCUUUGUAUGAAAGAUCGUAAACAUAAUCAUUAAUGUAAACAACAAAAAUAAUAACACAACACAACACUACACUACACUUAGCUUUUUAUGUGAACCUUAAGAAUUUUAUAAGAAUUAAGUACACCCCCAAAUAAAUAAACAAUUCAAUAAACAUUUGAAAUACUUAAAUGCGAAUGGAAACGGAAUUCCUUUUGUGUACUCACAAUUUGAGAAACAAAAUUUAAUAAUGUGUACGUAAAGUUUUUAAUGGUUAAUUGUGAAAACUAGCGCACACACACAUUCCCCAAAAACUAUACACAAAUUUAAACACCCACACACACAAACUACACAUACACAGAAUCACUUGAGAAAGGCUCGCCAAAAACAAUGUUGAUAUUUGGAUAUUACUAAUGUCCUAUACUUGCUGUGUAUUUGAAAUAAUUGUGUACAUUGUGUAAAUGUUCUAAAUGUAAUUACAAACGCUAAUUGGGUGUCCUAUUUUAAAAACUACAGUGGAAAAUAACUAAAGAACUAUUCUUGUCAAAAUGGCCAAUAAAGAUUUGAUUUUAAACAUUAAA
Drosophila elegans is the source of this 4582-nucleotide messenger RNA. It is a transcript of the gene Stat92E, whose product is annotated as signal transducer and transcription activator. Lineage: Eukaryota; Metazoa; Arthropoda; Insecta; Diptera; Drosophilidae. Bases 620 to 3079 code for a protein of 819 amino acids. The transcript has 10 exons. The record is from RefSeq and is a predicted model, not a curated record. Gene Ontology annotation, biological process: regulation of cell population proliferation; defense response; cell surface receptor signaling pathway via JAK-STAT. Gene Ontology annotation, molecular function: RNA polymerase II cis-regulatory region sequence-specific DNA binding; DNA-binding transcription factor activity, RNA polymerase II-specific.